Messenger RNA from Paramecium pentaurelia, 3023 nucleotides. Lineage: Eukaryota; Ciliophora; Oligohymenophorea; Peniculida; Parameciidae. The record is from the annotation of a GenBank genome assembly.
GAUGAUAAGAGCCUCAAAUAAAGUAAUUAGAUAUUCUUUUUCGGCAACAUAUGUAAGUGGGCUAUUUGAACAUUGGUAAAAGAACCCUUAAGCAGUUCCUGAAGGAUGGAGACAAUAUUUUAGUGAACAAGUUCGCAUUUAGUUUUUAUUAAUAGAUAAAUGGUGGAGCAGGUGUCUAAGGCACAACUUCUUUGAAUCCAUUAGAUCAUGCUAAACAAAUCUAAUUGCUAUAUCGCACUUAUUAUAUGUUUAGAAUGUUUUUUGUAUGUGGACAUUAAUUGGCUGAUUUAGAUCCAUUAAGUAAUUUAAUUUUGUGAUUUUCUAUUAGAUCUACCUCAUACAAAAGAAUAUGGAAGAGUAAAGGGUUCAAGACCAGAGAUGACUUUGGAUAGUUUUGGAUUUAAGAAAGAAGAAUUAGAUAUCCCAAUUUAUUUUGGAAAUAAGGAUUAAAGAUCAUUUAUCUAUGUACAUUGUUAUUUCUAUUCUUAGCCAUUUAUGGAAGCUAAGGAGGAGUGGACAAUUAGAGAGAUCUAUGAUAGAUUAUCUUAAAUCUAUACAAAAAAAUAUGGAGUUGAAUACAUUCAUAUGGUAUCAACUGAAUAAAAACAUUGGAUUGAACAAGAAAUGGAUAGAAUAGCAUAAUGGAAACCAAGUAAGGAAACAUAAACAGCAACUUGGUAGAGAUUGGCUAGAGUUGAUUUAUUUAAUGAGUUUUUGAAAAAUAGAUUCACAACUAGCAAAAGAUUUGGAAUUGAAGGAACAGAUACAUUAAUUGUAGGUUUAGAAGCAUUAGUAGAUUAAUGUGCUCAAAAUAAGGUUGAACAUAUUAUUGUAGGAAUGGCUCAUAGAGGAAGAUUAAGCACAUUAGCUAAUGUAUUUAAGAAACCAUUAGAAAUAAUAUUUGCAGAAUUUUAAAAUAAAUAUAGUAAAGAAAUAGAAGAAUCAUGGGGUAAUAUUGGAGAUGUGAAAUAUCAUUUGGGAGUUACAAGAGAUUAAUAGUUUCCAGAUGGACAUCAUAUUAGAAUGACUAUGUUACCAAAUCCAUCACAUUUAGAAGCUGUUAAUCCAGUUGUAUAAGGUAAGACUAGAGCAUUGUAAGAUAUUUGUGGCAAUAAAUAACAUUGUUUAGGAAUCAUUAUUCAUGGAGAUGCUGCUAUGGCUGGUUAAGGUGUUGUUUAUGAAUCAUUAUAACUUGAAAAUCUAAAUGGAUAUUCAAAUGAAGGUGUAAUCCAUGUUGUUGUUAAUAAUUAAAUUGGAUUUACUACAACUCCAAUUGAUAGUAGAUCUGGUUUAUAUUGUACAGAUGUUGCAAAAGCUAUUGAUGUACCAAUUAUUCAUGUGAAUGCUGAUGAUCCUGAUCUUGUUGAAGAAAUAUUUAAAAUUGCUGUUAGAUUUAGAUAGUAAUUUAAAAAAGAUAUAGUAAUUGAUUUAAUUGGAUAUAGAAGAUAUGGUCAUAAUGAAUAAGAUUAACCAGCAUUUACUUAACCAUAAAUGUAUGAAAUCAUAAAUAAAUAAAAACCUGUAUUUUAAAUAUAUGAUCAAUAAUUAAGAAAAAAUGGAGUUAUUACAGAUGAUUUUGCAAAUAAUGAAAUUAAGAAAUUAAAUAAUAGUCUUGAAACAGCUUAUAAAAACAUUUAAAAAGAAACUUUUGAUAAAGUACAUUGGGUACCAAAACCAUGGGAAAAAAUUUAGUAAGUUACAAAAUGGGGAAAGGUAAAGGAUACAGGUGUUGCUUUGAAAGAUUUAUUAGAGUUAAAUGAGAAAGUUAAUAACUUACCUGCUGAAUUAACUGUUCAUCCAUAAGUUAAAAGAAUUUAUGAAUAAAGAAAGUAGUCUAUUGAAUAAGGAAAAGGCAUAGACUUUGGUACAGCUGAAGCUUUGGCUUUUGGAACUCUAUUACAUGAAGGAUUCAGCAUUAGAUUGAGUGGUUAAGAUUGUGAAAGAGGAACAUUCUCUUAAAGACAUGCUGUGAUUAAUGAUCAAAAGAAAGAUAUUAAAUAUUAUCCACUUAGGAAUUAUAUACCUGCUGGGGGAAAUAAUAGAUUUGAAGUUUACAAUUCUCCAUUAUCAGAAUAUGGAGUCUUAGGAUUCGAAUAUGGAUAUUCUCAAUCAAAUCCUAAUGUUUUGACAAUUUGGGAAGGAUAAUUUGGAGAUUUUGCAAAUGGAGCAUAAAUUAUGAUAGAUAAUUUCAUUACUUCAGGAGAAUCUAAAUGGAAUGUACCAUCAGGACUUGUUAUGAUGUUACCUCAUGGAUUAGAUGGUUAAGGACCUGAACAUUCUAGUGGUAGAAUGGAAAGAUAUUUAUAAUUAAUGGAUGAUGAUCCUAACAUUGUAUUUUAGAUGAAAGAAUAGAGAAUUAAAAGAUAGAUUUUAGAUUCUAAUUUCUAAGUUUGUGUUUGUUCAAAUCCUUCCAAUUAUUUCCAUUCUCUACGUAGAUAAUUAAGAAGAGACUUUAGAAAACCUUUAAUUUUAUUCAAUUCUAAAAGAUUACUCAAAUUCUCUAAGGCAACUUCUGAAAUUUCUCAUUUUCUUGAAGGAACUAGAUUCCAUAGAUUAAUUCCUGAUUCUCAUGAAGAAAUUAAAGCACCAAAAGAAAUAUAAAAAGUUAUUAUUUGUUAUGGUCAAGUUUAUUAUGAUAUUUUACAGAAAAGAUAGGAGACAAAAAGAAAUGUAAAUAUUUAUAAAUAUAUUUAGGAUGUUGCUAUUCUUAGAGUAGAAUAAUUAGCACCUUUUCCAUAUGACCAUUUCAGAGUUGUUGCUUAAUAAUACGAGAAUGCAGAAUUUGUAUUCUGUUAAGAAGAACAUUAAAAUUCAGGUGGCUGGCAAUAUUUAGAACCAAGAAUUCAAAAUGUAUUUUUCUUAUUUUAUUUAGGUUUUAUCCUUGCUAAAUCAAUAAGGCAAAAUUAAACAUCAAUAUUUAACAUUUUGUGGUAGAAGACCUUCAGCAUCAACAGCAAGUGGAUCCUCAACUGUACACAAAUAAGAAUUAGAAAAGCUUUUAAGUAUACUCUUUUAAUGAGUGU